AACAAACACAUCUGUUUUUUUUUUUCAACCAUUCAUUGAUGUAACCUUAGCCUGCCUAGUGUAGAUAACACACGUUAGCUGCUAGAUCGGGCAGGGAGGACGCUAAGGUUAACAGAAAAUAAAGGUGACAUUUGACAUGGGGAUGCAUCAAGACGUUGCACAAAGGAUGUAAUUUUCUAGAUAGCUGUCUAGCUACUGGAGGCUUUAUGGAGAGGUUUCCAAUUAUAAAAUAAUCUGUCCACGCUGGAAAUAGGAUUUUAAAGCAAAUCAUUGGCAGGUUGGCUAGCUAUGAAGCUAUUAACUGACCAUCUUAUGCGAUCUAAAAAAAUGUAAAAAAACAAAAAAAAACAAAAAACAACUAAAUCAGCAUCUAACAUCCAACUCGCACAGUAAUAUUCAGCGAACUAGUUAACGUUAGCUGUCGAGCUAACAGCAAACUCGGCUGUCAGUUUCUGCAAGUAUACCUAACGGGCACGAUGAAAAACAAAUGAAUGCAUGUUUCGAACGUGAAUGUUGACAAAGCUUGUAUUACGAGCUACCAUUAACGGCUUGUAGCCGCACCCGCCGUUGUUAGGAUAACUAGCAGUGAAGAAGAAUGUUAAAUGAUGUAUUUCGUCUCGAAUGCUUUUACUUCGCAUGCUAGGUAGCUAGCUGUAUUGGCUUGCUGGUUAGCUGUCUCUUGGAUUUGGAACUAUGAAAGCGCUGCUUAGCAAGCUAGUUAAACGAAUCUGAGUGAUGACACAUAAUGAACCCAUAGAGUCGGGCAGCUGGCUUGAUAACUACCUGCGGAAAGCGAUUUCAUUUUUACACUAUUAAAUACCUGAUACCAUUAAAUUGUCACUUAUUUUGUUUGAGGGCGACAGCGUCUGCUCUUGCUUAGCCUCAGCCUGCAAGCUGUCCGGGUCGGGCCGCUUUGUAUGACGUGCGAAUACCGCGGUGGUGGUCCAAAGCCCGUUUCCCUCGGAUGAUUGUUUUAUCAUUUUAUUGACAUUUCAAAAGUUAACCCCCUCCUCCUCGCUUUUAUGGACACAUGGAGACAAUGAAGAAGUUUUUCGAUUCACGCCGGGAGCUGGUGAGCUCUGGGCCUGGUUCUGGAGGCGGUGGAGGCGGCGGGUUCAGUUCAGCUGGAAACAGUUUCAUUGGGAAGGCGUUCACUAUUGGUCGGCAUCAAGUCACCGUGGAGGAAACGCUGGCUGAAGGUGGCUUUGCCAUAGUGUUUGUUGUGAGAACGUCUCAGGGUGUUCGCUGUGCUCUGAAGAGGAUGUACGUCAACAAUGAGCACGACCUGCAGGUCUGCAAGCGCGAGAUCCAGAUCAUGAGGGACCUGGCGGGCCACAGGAACAUUGUGGGAUUCCUGGACUCCAGCGUCAUGCAAGUGGGCGGGGGGGACGUGUGGGAGGUGCUCAUCCUCAUGGACUUCUGUCGCGGCGGGCAGGUGGUGAACCUGAUGAACCAGCGCUUGCAGAGCGGCUUCUCCGAGCCCGAAGUUCUCAGCAUCUUCUGCGACACCUGUGAAGCUGUGGCACGGCUGCACCAGUGCAGGCCUCCGAUCAUACACCGUGACCUGAAGGUGGAGAACGUCCUGCUCCAUGACCAGGGCCACUAUGUGCUCUGUGAUUUCGGCAGUGCCACAAACAGGUUCCAGAACCCUCAGAGUGAGGGCGCGACUGCUGUGGAGGACGAGAUCAAGAAGUACACCACACUGUCGUACCGCGCUCCUGAAAUGGUCAACCUCUACAGUGGAAAAAUCAUCACCACCAAGGCCGAUAUCUGGGCCCUGGGUUGCUUGCUGUACAAGCUGUGUUACUUCACACACCCGUUUGGAGAGAGCCAGGUGGCCAUCUGUGAUGGUAGCUUCACUAUCCCGGACACGUCCCGAUACUCUCAAGAUAUGCACUGCCUCAUUCGGUACAUGCUGGAGCCAGACCCUGACCAGAGGCCUGACAUUUACCAGGUGUCCCACUUCGCCUUCAUGUUAGCUCGACGAGACUGCCCGGUGCAGAACACACAGAAUUCCACCAUCCCAGAGAAACUUCCGGAGCCAGUGAGAGCCAGUGAGGCAGUGGCCAAGAAGAGUCAUAACAAACCCAGGCUCACAGACCCCAUUCCGACCACAGAGACGUCCAUCACCCCCCGACAGCGCCCCAAAGCCGGACACCCUCAGCCCAGCUCGGGCAUGCUGCCCAUCCAGCCAGCCCUCACCCCCCGAAAGAGGGCCAACAUCCCCCCUGGUGCUGCCCCGCCCAUAGGUGUGAGCUUAGGCACUGCACAGCUGGCUGCCACCAUCCAAUCACAGAAGGCCCUGGCCACCACCGUCCAAUCGCAGAAGCUGCAGGCUGCUCGGUCUCCAGCUUCCCAACAUAAAACUACAGUGGUACAAUCUCAGGCUCCGCCCACACAGGCCCCUCCCCCUUCAGCUCAGGCCAUGCCCACACAGGAUUUCCUGAAGCAGCAGCCACAGGCCAAGCCACCACCGGUGCAGCCGACAGUGUCCACACGAGCAGCGCAGCCGGCGCAGCCGACAGUGUCCACACGAGCAGCGCAGCCAGCGCAGCCAGCAGCCGGGGCAGUGUCCGCGGGGUCCGCAGGCAUGCGGGUUGCAGCUGCUGCUCCUGUUGCCUCCCUGACAGCUUCGGCCCUUCAGAAACCUCAGCCAGGCUCGACCCCACCCGUCGCCCCUGCCAGGAGCUCCCGGCGUAGGCAGGCCAGCCUCGCUUCUCCUGCGGCUAAACCCUCACCUGCAGCCCUACCCUCACCUGCAGCCCUACCCUCACCUGCAGCCCAACCCUCACCUGCAGCCCUACCCUCACCUGCAGCCCUACCCUCACCUGCAGCCCAACCCUCACCUGCAGCCCGACCCUCACCUGCAGCCCUACCCUCACCUGCAGCCCUACCCUCACCUGCAGCCCAACCCUCACCUGCAGCCCAACCCUCACCUGCAGCUCAACCGGCAGCCCUACCCUCACCUGCAGCCCUACCCUCACCUGGAGCCCGACCCUCACCUGCAGCCCGACCCUCACCUGCAGCCCUACCCUCACCUGCAGCCCAACCCUCACCUGCAGCCCUACCCUCACCUGCAGCCCAACCCUCACCUGCAGCCCAACCCUCACCUGCAGCCCUACCCUCACCUGCAGCUCAACCUGCAGCCCAACCCUCACCUGCAGCCCAACCUUCACCUGCAGCCCUACCCUCACCUGCAGCCCAACCCUCACCUGCAGCUAAACCCUCACCUGCAGCUCAACCUGCAGCCCAACCCUCACCUGCAGCAUCUGCAGCUCGCGCAGCACCUGUGGCAGGUACUGCCCCCAUCUCGGCGGGGGGGCCUAUCCUUGUACCCAUUUCUACUGGCGUCCCACCUGAAGCCUGCACGCCUGCAGCAGGAGGCGCACCUGCAGUACCUGUCCCUGCCCCUGUCUCAGCUGAAAUACCUGUGGCGCCCCCUGCAGUUGGGCCUGUGCAGACGUCCAUGUCCUCUGACGAGGGAUCUCAGGGGGCGGAGUCUGUGACUCCUGGCUCCUCCCCCGACUUUGCCCAGCAGAGGGGCCUGAGUGAACUUACCCAGGAUGCAGAGACCCACCUCAUGUCUUGUGUGCACCCUCCGGCCAAGACCAGCAGCACCAUUACCCCAGCACCCUCAGCCCCCCCAGCGAGGCCAUGCAGCCCCACCAAACAGUCCACCUGGAACCCCUUUGGUGAUGAAAACCCUUUUGGUGAUGACAACUUCUCCACACUGAGUGCUGAAGAGCUGCUCAACAAGAACUUUGGCAAAAUGGAAGACAGUCUCCAGCCUGCCCCAGCUGCUCCGGCUUCCCCGGCUGCCCCAGCUGCUCCGGCUUCUCUGGCUGCCCCAGCUGCUCCAGCCGCCCCAGCUUCCAGUGGUUCGUGCCAUAUUGCAGGGCCUGCUGACAUCAUGAGUCUGGACUCUGACGGUGCUCUGCUCAGUGUGCCCGGAGCUCUCCAGCCCCUGAGCCUCUCCAGCGCCCCAGAGAAACUAAUUGAGGGUCUGAAGUCUCCAGAGACAUCCCUCCUGCUCCCUGAUCUGUUAUCCCUGGCCGACCCCUUUGGUGGCUCUACAGCUGGCUCCAGCAAUGUGGUCUUCGUGGACUCCUUGCUCCCUGGGUUAGACGCCCCCCAUCCUCAACAGCAUGUGACCCCUCCCGAACCCAGCUCUGCUCGGUUGCUAGACGCCCUGGCUGGGGGUGACACUCUGCUGGGCUGCUCCCUGCUCUCUAACCCCCCCACCCCGCCCGUGUCCUCCCUCUCCUCCCCUCCCUCCUCUGCGUCUGCGGUCUCUGCCUCCUUUCUGGAUGAGUUUGCCCCCGCACAGCCCCUCACAGACUGCUCCCUCCUCCUGUCGGAGCUGGACCCGCCGGAGAGCUUGGGGACGGGUGCAGAGGAUGAGUUUGACCCCAUCCCUGUGCUCAGCUCCAGAGGCCCAGCACAAGGUGGACACUCGCGCAGUAACAGUGGCAGCUCGGACUCCAGCCUCCCUAAUCUGGCACGAUCUCUCCUCCUGGUGGACCAGCUUAUCGAUUUGUAGGGGGCGGGAUUGUGCCCCAGUCCCUCCCCCUCUCCGGGCGGCCCACUUUCAGACUCUUAACCAGUGGUCAAUCUUUCCCAAUCACCUGACCUUUACAUCAUUAGCUCCCCUAAGUCCUAUUGGCUUAUAAAAAUUCCAUCAUGUUGUAUUUUGUCUUGUCUUUAACCAUGGCAUCUUCACUAUCUCUCUCUCAUUCCCUUUAUCCUCUCUCUUUCAUCAAGCUCCAUCUAUCCAUCUCCAGCUCCCCAUGUGAGCUCCUUCCCCUGUAAGCUCCUCCCCCUUUGAGCUCCUUCCCCUGUGAGCUCCUUCCUCUGUCAGCUCCUCCUCCUGUGAGCUCCUUCCUCUGUCAGCUCAUCCUCCUAUGAGCUCUUUCCCGUCAGCUCCUUCCUCUAUAUUGUGAGCUCCUUCCCCUGUCAGCUCCUCCCCCUGUGAACUCCUUCCCCUGUCAGCUCCUUCCCCUGUCAGCUCCUCCCCCUGUGAACUCCUUCCCCUGUGAGCUCCUUCCCCU
Messenger RNA from Anguilla anguilla (European eel), 5048 nucleotides. RefSeq names its product AP2-associated protein kinase 1-like. Gene Ontology annotation, molecular function: protein kinase activity; ATP binding. The record is from RefSeq and is a predicted model, not a curated record. Lineage: Eukaryota; Metazoa; Chordata; Actinopteri; Anguilliformes; Anguillidae. The transcript has 21 exons. The coding region runs from base 1031 to 4540 and encodes 1169 amino acids. Gene Ontology annotation, biological process: protein phosphorylation.